UCAUUUGGUUUUCGAACGCACAACUCAACAGUCGUUCUUCUCUGCGCGAACUAGAAAAAUUAGAAGCAAUCGAGAGUGUGAGAGCCGAAAUUUAAAUUAAAAAUCGUACGAAUUAAAAAGUGUACAGUGCUCAAAGGAAAAGAAACAACAAGUGUGUGUGUGCCAUUCGCAAGCAGAUUGUAUUUAAUUCACAUUCAAACACGCGAAUUAAGUUGAAGUCGCGUCGAAAACCGUCGGAGUCGCUUAGUCGCGUUCAGUAGGCGCCAAUUGUGGGCACCAGCCACCCCAAUCCGCCACCCACCGCUUCCUCGGCUUCCUUCACUUCCUCCGCUCGUUUUCCUUCUUCUUCGACGGUGAUGCGGUGCUAAAACAAAAUCCACACGAAGUCCAUAUUUGUUUAAGCCUCAGUUUACACUAGUGCGGGACACUAGACGGAGCCGAACCGUUGUAUCAUCAACAGCGCAGCAACAGAAUGGACGUCUACCAGAUCGACGAUGGAUUCCACUCGGACGGCGGCACCGAGACUCCGCCGCCGUCACCCAGUUCUGGGUCAUCGAUCGCCUCGACCUCGGACCACGGAUCGCUGGAGAGCGUGGACACUGGGGGGACGCAGCGGCUGGCCGUGCUAUCGUUCGAGCAGGUGAGCAAACUGCACGACGUCAUGGACGAGAAGGUGGCCAUCCAUGGGCGCGGCAAUUUUCCCACACUGGAGGUGAAGCUCAAGGAUCUGGUCAACCUGGUGCGCCGCAAGCUGGAGGCGGAGGUGAACGCCGGCGGCGCCGGGGUGUUAGUUAAGGACAUCCGUCUCAAUGGCGGGGCAGCUAGUCAUGUUUUAGCCAGCGAGGAUCAGCCGUACAAUGACCUGGACCUGAUAUUCGCCAUCGAGCUGAGUUCGCCACGCGUCUUUGACCGCGUCAAGGUGGCGGUGCUCAACACCCUGCUGGACUUGAUGCCCGAGGGCGUCUGCAAGCGACGCAUCUACACGUGCUCCCUGAAGGAGGCCUACGUGGGCAAGAUGGUCAAGGUGAACAACAACAAUGACGGCGAUCGCUGGUCCCUCAUUUCGCUGGGCAACUCGCCGGGCCACAAGAACGUCGAGCUGAAGUUCGUGGACACGAUGAGGCGCCAGUUCGAGUUCUCGGUGGACUCGUUCCAGAUUGUGCUGGACUCGCUGCUGCUCUUCUACGACUGCGCCGCUCUGCCCAUCUCGGAGAACUUCUAUCCAACGGUGGUCGGCGAAUCGGUCUACGGGGACUUCCAGGAGGCACUCUACCAUUUGCAAAAGAAACUGAUCUCAACGCGUCAGCCGGAGGAGAUACGAGGCGGCGGCCUGCUCAAGUACUGCAAUCUAUUGGUGCGUAACUACAAGGCCGUCGACUCGCAGCUCAUCAAGACCCUGGAGCGCUACAUGUGCUCGCGCUUCUUCAUCGAUUUCCCGGACAUCAAUACGCAGACCACCAAGCUGGAGGCCUACUUGCGUAACCAUUUCUGGGGCGUCGAUGAGGAACCGCUGCAGUAUCAGUACCUGAUGCAUUUACGCGAGGUAGUCGAGAUGUCGACGGUCUGUCUAAUGGGCCACGAGCGGCGCCAAUCGCUCCAUCUAAUCCAGUCGCUGGCCGCUCAGGUGCUCUUCAACAAGCAGGAGAAGCAGCAGCAGCAGCAGGCCCAGGAGAAGUACCAGCAGCAACAGCAGCAGCAGCAGCAUCAGCAAAAUCAGCAGCAGCAGCAGCAGCAGCGUCAGCAUCAGUUCCUUGACCCAGCGCAGCAGCAACAGCAGCAGCAGCAGACACAGACGCAACAGCAGCAGGCGCAGCAGGCAACUACCCUGACCCUUGUCCCGCAGGCGCCGCCCACGGGCCAGGCGCAGACCAUUUAUGUGCAACAGGCCGCCCCAGCCGCCGUGUGCUGCACGAGCAGCGCGGAUCAGACGGCGACAGCGGCACCACAGACCAUACAGAUACAGGCCGGUCCGCCGGGACUCAUCUAUGCCAACGGCGUCUACUAUGCACCUGUGAUCCCCAGCACCAUCUGCACGUGCAACUCCACCUGGCUGAGCACGUGAUUAGAACGGCAGGAGCAGGAGAAGGAGCAACAGCACCACCAGCACGAGCAGCAACAGUUCCAACAGCAACAGUGGUCAGAGGAUGCAUUGGGAGCGACACUUUUGGCUGAAACUGAAACUGAACCACCACUAGCAACAGCAUCGAUAGCGCCACCACCACCAUCAUCUCAACCACCAUCAUCACCGUCAACAACAGCACCCAGAACCCAAGUCCAAAACCAGACCAGAUCCACGACCAUCAAUAGCAGCAACAGGAAGAAGAAGAACAAGGCCAAGACUCAGAGUAAGCAACAGACGCAGACAGCAACAGAAGCAGAAAGCAAUUGCAACGAGAAGCCGACCACAGCAACCAUGACAAGGACAACAACAAAGAAGAGCAGCAGGAUCAAGCAAAUGGCAGCAGCAGCAGCAGCAACGGAAGCAUGUGCAGCAAAGGGAGGAGCCGGCGGAAUCACGGGCAGCUUGGUGCUGACACCUCAGCAGAUCAACGGACUGCCCGUUUACAACCAACUGGAUGAUGGCGGACGAUCGGCGGCGGGCACGUACAGCGGACAGUUUGCCUACUUCUAUCCGCACGACGGCUCGGCGCCCAGUAUGUUUCUGCUGGGCGAGGACUCCUACCUCAAUGUUACCGAACAACAGGAGCAGCACCAGCACCAGCAUCAGCACCAUAAUCACCAGUUUGUCUAGGAUGUGGAGAAGAAGAUGUGGGAAACGGUUCAUGCUUGCUGGCCUGGCCGUGCCACUUGGCACUUUACGAUUACUGUUGAUUCAUCAUUACUCAUAUAUUCGGUUGGCUACUUUCUUCGUUAACUGUAUGAUCAGAGGUCUAUUUCACUGUUCCUUUUCUAUAUCUCUAAUUGAAUGUGUCCGGCGACUUGAAAGCCUUUCCACGACACUUGGCACACACGCGCUCCUACUUUAAUAAUGUAACUAUCCCGAGAGUUUGAACCGCAGACUGAACUUCAGCCGCUGUUAGAUGUUGAACAGGGACACCACCUAAAUCACUGACACACAAAAAGGACGAAAACGAUUGCGUAUCACAUCACUAGUUUGGCUAUAUGAAAAUCCUUUUACACCAUAUGCACAACAUUUACGUUAUUUGUGUAACUUUCUUUGCCUACGAAAACUAAAUUUUACUUUGUAAAACCUAUUGAAAGUCUAAAAAAAAGAAAACAAAAAAUAUACAAAAAAAAGUAACCUGAUAAUUUAAAGCCAAAAUUUAAUCUGUUUGCUCGGUCGAAAGUCGUUUUCAUCUUUUCCAACAUUUAUCUUUUUUGUAAUAAACCUACCCAAACACUCAAAGCUGUAAUGUAAUUUUGGAUUUGCCAACCACCCACAUGUCCCCGCACACCUAUCAUUGUAUUUUUUAAUAAACAAACAGACACACACAAAACCUAAAAAAAAAAACAAAAAUGUGAAAAAAUACGGCAUGCAUAUGUAGCACGUUAAUUUCGAAUUGACCUUUUUGUAUGCCAAGUGCAACAGACGAAGGCGGCGUUUUGGGUUCCAGUCUAGAAAUUCCAAGCAACAAUCUAAUUGCAGGCUGAAAUGAUAAUUUAAAGCGAUGAUAUGUAAAUAUUAGUCAAAUUAAUAUGUGGACGAGGAUUCGGAAGUGUAGAGGAUUUAUAUAUAUAUAUAUAUAUAUGUGUCUGGUGUACCAGAAGUUGCUCAAUGAAAUUCAAUCCACAAAGCAAAGUUAAACCGAAAUAAAUUUUAAAGUAAUGUGUAGAACGAAAUGUCAUAUUUUGUAGAAUAUUUUCGGUGUGUCCUGACAACAGCAACAUAUUAUGUUAUGUAGGUAUGUGAAUGAUUGAUUGAGUGUAUUGUUAAAACCAGCUGGUGAUAAUUAAUGAAUGAUAUAGACAUGAUAUAGAUAUGCUCUAGACAACAAAUAUUAAUAGUUCGAAACGAAACACUUCACUUCGUCGAAAACCAUCAAGGAAUGUUAGAUUAAUGUGUAAUUCUCUGUUUUUGCAAUUGCAACAAAAUACCACAAGCAACUAAGGAAUAUAUACUUAUAUGCAACCAUAAAUAUAUAUACACAUAUAUGUUUAUAUCCACAACAAAUGAAAGACAAAUGGUCCACAGAGCAAAAUGAGUCGAAGAUGAGUGGAUGUGGAUGUGGAUGACGAUGGAUGAUGAUUAGCUUACGAUGUUUCCUCUCCGUGUGCAUUCUUUGAUAACUUUGAGAAUUGUCUACCAACUACACACUUUUGUAUAAUGUUAACCUUGAACUUGUGUUUUGAAUUUAUGUAUUAACUUUAGUUUAAACAUUGUGACAUAAUGUACGAUGUAUGUACAUACUGUAUGUACAUACUGUAUACUGUAUGUAUGUGUAUAUAUCCAGAUUAUCUAUAUGCAUAUUCGACAAGGUCCAAAGCCAACGUAUUCCAAUUUGCGAUCUGCAAAACAUUUUACUUAGUGCAAACUUUAAAACGAGUUAACCUGAUACUGAAACUGAAACCGAAACCGAACUCUAACUGAAUCAAAAUCUAAACCAAAAAUUAAAAAAAAAGAAAAGAAUUUAAACAGGAAAAGCAGGACGAUCAUCUGAAUUGAUCUGAUUUGUCGGAAUUCUUUGGUUUUGCCAGCUGCAAUGAAGAGGUUUAUUUCAUGUUUGGGUCCCAUAGCUAAUGCCUGGGCUGGGCGGAUUGUGUUUUUACAUACAAUACAAUACAAUAAAAUAAAAUAAAAUAAAAUAAAAUACAAUACAAUACAAUAUAUAGAUAUAUACACAUAUAUAUUACUUAGCUGUAUGUUAGUUGGAUAAGCCUGUAGAGAAGAGGACAUUUGAAAUAUCUCUAGCGCGUAAUAUUAAAUUUAUACAUCUAUAAAGAUAAAGAUACCAGAUACAGAUACCAGAUAUAAUUGUAAAUUCAAGCAAAUCAAUCAACAAUCCAUUGAGAUUUGUAUAUAAUAUAUAUACUUAAUUACGUAUAUCUAAUUAUUAUACCAGCACACACACAUACACCACCACAAGCAGACGCCACACACACACACAUACACCACACACAAACACAAACACACACACACACACACACAAACAAUAUAUAAAUAUUACUUACAUAUUACAUUAUAUAUAUAAAAGAUAAUAAUAAUAAUGUAUCUAUAUCUAUACCAUAUACAACAAUUACCAUACAUAUUACUUCUGUGCGCUUCUUGCGAUCUAAGGAAUUUCAAUAAAAACAAACAAAAAUACCUAAAAAGUAUAAAACCGACGAAAAAUACAAAAAAAUAUACAAAAAACAAAAAUAU
This is a messenger RNA of Drosophila melanogaster (fruit fly), 5320 nucleotides long. RefSeq lists its product as uncharacterized. NCBI's taxonomy places the organism in Eukaryota, Metazoa, Arthropoda, Insecta, Diptera, Drosophilidae. Gene Ontology annotation, molecular function: poly(A) RNA polymerase activity. The transcript has 2 exons. The coding region runs from base 473 to 2062 and encodes 529 amino acids. The record is from RefSeq and is marked reviewed.